This is a messenger RNA of Paramecium primaurelia, 2209 nucleotides long. Lineage: Eukaryota; Ciliophora; Oligohymenophorea; Peniculida; Parameciidae. The record is from the annotation of a GenBank genome assembly.
AUGAGAUAAGAUGACAAAAUGGAAGAAGGUAAUACCUAUGAAGAAGGAAUGCAGACCUAAAGUCAAUCUUAAUAGCAUGCUUAAACAUCUUCUGUAACUCUUUAAUUCUUAUGAUAGAGCUCUCAAUAAACAAGCUAUCAAACAUAAACAAUUGUGACAAAAACGAUAACAACAUCUCAUCGAGUAUAACAAUCAGAAGAUUAAGGAUAAGUAUAGAUCACUCUAAUAAAUUUAGUUUGAUGCCGCUGAAUUUGAAAUGAUGAAUGGUUAAGGUAAUGUUGAAGGAGAAAUUUAUGAAAGUGCAUCUGCAGUAUUUAUUAAUAUUAUUCAAUAUUAUAGUAAUAUAAGUAUGGUGGUUAUAAUCUAUAAGCUGAUCAUGCUAAACUUGGUGGAGGAUUAAUGCUUAAUAAAUAUAAUUUUUCAGAUGCUUCUUUAAAGGUUAUUAUAAAUUAAUUAGAUUAGGAAAAAUAAUUUAAUAGUUCAGCAGGUAAAGUAUAGAUGGCAUGUGAAGCUGCUAUGGCUGCUGCAUUAAGAAGAUAAGAAGAAGCAGCAGCUAUAGGUGGUGGUAUGGCAAGUUGGGAAUUAUAAAUGAAAGCUAUGGCAGAAUUAAAGGCAUAAUAUUAAUUAUCAGCCAAAAUAACAGUAAAACAACGAUCUUUUUUAAUGUAUGGUUAUGGUUUUAAAGGAAAAGAUGGAAAACCAUAAAAAUGUGAUGAUGAGGAUCUUUCCAAAUAAAAAUGUGAUGAUGAAGAUUUAAAUAAAUUAAAAUGUGAUGAUGAAGAAAUUAAUAAGAAUAAAUGUGAUGAUGUUGAAUAGGAAAAACCUAAAUAAGGAUUAAAUUUUGCUGUUUGUGAGGCAGAAUGUAUAGAGAAGCCAAAGAAAAAAAAACCAGAAGAUUUAACAAAUGCUCCUUAAGAUCCAGAAGAAUUCUCUAAAAAAAAGAAACCAGAAGAACCAGAAGAGAAACCUUGUGAACCAGAAGAAUUCUCUAAAAAGAAGAAACCUAAUGAACCAGAAGAGAAACCUUGUGAUCCAGAAGAAUUCUCUAAAAAGAAAAAACCUAAUGGUCCAGAAGAGAAUUAAUGUGAACCAGAAGAAUUCUCCAAAAAGAAGAAACCUGCUUCAGAAUAAAAGAUAUAUAGUCCAUAAGAUUUAAGUAAAAGCAAAAAUACACCUCGAAUUCAAUCACCAGAUAGAUAUUUUCAACCCAGAAGUGAAGAAUUUAUAAGAUUAAUGCCCAAAAGUCCAUAAUAAAUAGUUUAUCCUGUUAGUUCAGUAAGAAGCAUUAUUGUGCCAAAAUUUGUAGCUUGUGAACCUGUUCAAGUAUUGUUUAAUUAAUAAUUAGGUUGCAAAAUAACCAAUGUUAACAUAAUGUUUAAGUGUUAGACAACCACUUGUCAUAUAAGAAGAACCUGCAUCUUUUGUGGCUGUUUAACCUGUAUAACAAUAGUUGAGGACAGUCUAACCUUAAUUUGUUUAAUAGCAAGCUAUAAUAUAGCCAGUUAUCUAACAAUAAUAAGUUGUGUAAGUUUAAGAAAUGCAACCAUUAUAAUAAGUUAUGAUGGUCCAACCUACUCAAAAGAUUGAAACAUAUUCACAAUAACAGAUUUAAGUUUAAUAGCCUCAUUUUAUUAGUCAAAAUGUAUAAGUAACUGGUUAAUAACCAUAAUAUGCGACUACUUAAACAGUUUAAAUGAUGACUUAAUAACCUAAUUUAGUUGUUGCUUAACCUUAAUAAGUAGCUUCUGUUGCUUAACCAGUAGUUUUAAUGUAAGGAAUAUAAUAAGAGAUGAUUUCUUCAGUGGCUGUAUAAUAAUAAAUAGUAACAAACACACAUUUAAUUUAAUAAGAUGCAUUAUCCCCUAUCAGAUAACAACAAAUUAUUUAAUAACCUUAAGUAGUGUUGUAACCAUCACAAUAAUAAUAAACAAUGUAUGUUUAAACUUAACCUAUAUUAUAAUAAAAUGUUUAAAUGCAAUAAUCUGUAUUACAAAUAUAACCAUAAUAAACUAUUUAAUAAGUAUAACAAAUUCCAUAAGUAAAUUAUAAAUAUAAUCCAUUUUAGGUUACAUCCCCUUUGAGGUAAUAAUCUUUGGUUUUAUAGCCUCAAUUACAAUAUAAUACAUAACCACUUGAACUUUUGCAACGCAGCCAGUCUCCUGUCGGUUAAUAGUAAUUCAAAUUUUAAACAGUCCUUCAUAAAGGAUGA